AUGGGCCCUCUGCGCCGCAGCCUCCCCGGGCUGCUGCUGCUGCUUUUGCUGCUAAUGCAGGUCUCCCCGCGGCUGUGCCAGGAGCCUGAGCCGUGCCACCCCGGCUUUGGCUCCGAGAACUACGUGUUCACCGUGCCCCGGCGGCACUUGGAGCGAGGCCGCGUCCUGGGCAGAGUGAGCUUUGAAGGCUGCACCGGCCGCCCCAGAACGGCCUACUUCUCUGACGACUCCCGAUUCCAAGUGGGCACAGACGGUGUGGUCACAGUCAAACGGCCCCUGCAGCUUCACAACCCGGAGACCAUCUUUCACGUCCAUGCCUGGGACUCCAGCUACCGAAAACUGUCUACCAGAGUCACGCUGAAGGCUGUGGGGCGCCACCGCAACCACCGGCACCACCAUUCGCAUGAUUCUCCCACUGGGACCCAGCCGGAGGUGCUCACCUUUCCCGAAUCCCACCAUGGUCUCAGAAGGCAGAAGCGAGACUGGGUCAUUCCUCCCAUCAGUUGCCCAGAAAAUGAGAAGGGCCCAUUUCCUAAAAACCUGGUUCAGAUCAAAUCCAACAAGGACAAAGAGACCCAGGUGUUCUACAGCAUCACCGGCCAGGGGGCCGACAAGCCCCCCGAGGGCGUUUUCAUCAUCGAGAGGGAGACGGGGUGGCUGAAGGUGACAGAGCCUCUGGAUCGAGAGCACAUUGCGAAGUACACUCUCUUCUCUCAUGCCGUGUCAUCCAAUGGGAAUGCCGUCGAGGACCCCAUGGAGAUUGUGAUUUCGGUGACAGAUCAGAACGACAACAGGCCGGUGUUUACCCAGCCUGUCUUCGAGGGAUCUGUUGUGGAGGGUGCACUUCCAGGAACCUCCGUGAUGCAGGUCACAGCCACAGACGCUGACGAUAACAUCAACACCUACAAUGCUGCCAUUGCUUACGAGAUCCUCAGCCAGGAUCCCACGCUGCCUCACCAGAACAUGUUUAUGAUCAACCGGAACACAGGCGUCAUCAGCGUGGUCGCCACCGGCCUGGACCGAGAGACUUACCCCACGUACACCCUGGUGGUUCAGGCUGCCGACCUCCAAGGCGAAGGGCUCAGCACGACGGCAGUGGCCGUGAUCACGGUCACCGACGUCAACGACAACCCUCCCGUCUUCGACCCCACCAUGUACACGGGCCAGGUGCCCGAGAAUGAGGUCAACUACCUGAUAGCCACGCUUAAGGUAACCGACAAAGAUGCCCCCAACACUGAACCAUGGUUGGCCCAGUACACCAUAUUGAAUGACCCUGAAGGCCAGUUCGAAGUCACCACGGACCCAGUGACCAAUGACGGGCUCCUGAAGACAGCCAAGGGCCUGGACUUUGAGGCCAAGCAGCAGUAUAUCCUCCAUGUGAGCGUGCAGAAUGUGGUCCCCUUCGAGGUGACUCUCCCCACCUCAACAGCCACAGUGACCGUGGACGUGACGGAUGUGAAUGAGGCUCCCAUCUUCAUGCCCCCUGAGAAGAAGGUGGAGGUGCCCGAGGACUUCGGCGUGGGCCUGGAAAUCACGUCCUACACGGCCCGCGAGCCGGACACGUUCAUGGAACAGAAGAUAACGUAUCGGAUUUGGAGAGAUGCUGCCAACUGGCUGGAGAUUAAUCCCGAGACGGGUGCUAUCUCUACGCGGGCCGAGAUGGACCGAGAAGACACAAACUACGUGAAGAACAGCACCUAUACAGCCAUCAUCAUCGCCACCGACAAUGGUUCCCCAGUUGCUACUGGAACGGGUACCCUGCUCCUGAUCCUGUCCGAUGUGAAUGACAACGGGCCUGUCCCUGACCCUCGUAGGAUGGACUUCUGCCAGAGGGACCCCCAGCCGCAGCUCAUAAAUAUUAUCGACCCUGACCUCCCUCCCAACACAUCCCCCUUCACAGCCGAGCUCACCCACGGGGCCAGCGUCAACUGGACCAUCGAGUACAGUGAUCCACGCCAAGAGUCCAUCAUUUUGAAGCCAAAGAAGACCUUAGAGUUGGGCGACUACAAAAUCAACCUCAAGCUCGUGGACAACCAGAAUAAAGACCAGGUGACCACCCUGGACGUCCUCGUGUGCGACUGUGAAGGAGCCGUCAACAACUGCAUGAGGGCCAACUACGUGGAGGCGGGGUUGCAAGUGCCCGCCAUCCUGGGAAUCCUUGGAGGAAUCCUGGCUUUGCUACUCCUGCUGCUGCUGCUGCUGCUGUUUGUGCGGAGGAGAGCGGUGGUCAAAGAGCCCUUGCUGCCCCCUGAAGACGACACGCGGGACAACGUGUACUACUACGAUGAAGAGGGAGGUGGCGAGGAGGACCAGGACUUUGACCUGAGCCAGUUGCACAGAGGCCUGGAUGCUCGCCCGGAAGUAAUACGCAACGAUGUGGCCCCGACCCUCAUGAGUAUGCCCCAGUACAGGCCCCGGCCCGCCAAUCCCGAUGAGAUUGGGAACUUCAUCGAUGAGAACCUGAAGGCGGCCGACACAGACCCCACAGCGCCGCCCUACGAUUCCCUGCUCGUGUUCGACUAUGAAGGCAGUGGCUCUGAAGCUGCCUCCCUAAGUUCCCUCAACUCCUCCGAGUCUGACCAGGACCAGGACUACGACUACCUGAACGAAUGGGGCAACCGCUUCAAGAAGUUGGCUGACAUGUACGGUGGCGGCGAGGACGACUAGGGAGGUCCCAUGUGGCGGCCGGCGCACAGGCUUUCCCAGCACCCUUCCUUUGAGAUGAGUUUCCAGGAAAGAGACCCCAACCAAGGAUGCAGUGACGAUAGUUAGCAUUUUCAGUUCAUGUCGCUCUCAUCUGUGUGUGGGAGAAAGAACUGAGGUGUCCAUCCACUCUCUCCCGGACAGUCUGGCCAAUGAUUUGCAGCUGACUUCAGGCUCCUGUUCCACAGGGAUGGGAGGAGCCAGCUGCUGUGCUUGUCUGUUUCUCCCCUCAUCCCUGUACUGCUGUCCCAAGCCUGCCCUCGUUGCUGGGCCCCACUGCUGUGCAUCCUUCCCGUCCCUGGGACCUGGGUCAGGCCCUGUCCCUUGGCUGAAUUCUGCAUGCUCUAAUGACUCCACAUAGUUUUUCCUUUUUCAUCUCUCAUGAACAUGAACUUGGUCCUGCUGGGGCCCUACCACUGACAUGGGCUGCAGGGCAGGGGCAACGGGAGAGGGUGAGGGGGGAGUUUUGGCCACAGAGCGAGCCAGUGCUGAAGGCAGCCACCUCACACUUGCGUCAGGAUGGAGGACUUGCACCAUGCUGCCCACCCAAGCUCCUUGGACCCUGGUUGGUCCCCGAAGCCCAGGAUUCCGAGGUGCCUGCUUUGGAUGACGUCGGUGAAGCGUGCUGGCUGGUCUGGAUGUUUGCCCAGUUCCCAGUGUGCACACAAGACCAAGGACAUCGCUGCUUCCAUCGUGCUUUCUUAGGAGCAGGAAGUGAGCGGUGUGAAGGACUGGUAUUGUGGCACAGCAGGUUAAGCUGAGGCUUACAACCCAAGCAUCCCAUGCCAGAGCACCAGUUCCAUUCUGGUUACAAAGAUCUAGCUCCUCGCUAUGUGCCUGAGAAAGCAAUGGCGGGUGGCCCAGGUACUUACUUGGGCACUGCCACCCACAGGGUUGACCCUGGUAGAGUUCCUGGGUCCUGGUAUCAGCCUGCAGCCUGGCCUAGACCUGGCUGUUGUAGCCAUCUGGGAGUUGAACCAGGGAAUAGAAGUUCAGUCUUUCUCUCUCACUGUCACUGUAACUUUCAAAUCAAUCAAUCAUCUUAAAAUUUUGUUAGCUGUGGCUGAAGAAGAUCUUGAUUUGGUCUUUUUUUUAAUUCAGAAGGUAAAAAGACUUGAUGGAAGGGGUUCUUUCGGAAGGAGACAUCAUGUAGGCAAUCGCUUUUCGGGAUUCUUCUGAUGGUUUAAACUGUGCUUAGUGUAGUUCUUUCUGUACAGAGAAUGUCACUAUAGUUUUGAGUGCACAUGUGUGUGGGUGCUGAUCAUUUUGUAUUUUUUGUUGGGGGCUGAAAAAGAACAAUUCAAGCCAGAAAAAUUAUUCUGAGAUGCAUUUUUAUAAACUUUAUUAAAGAAUUUUAUUA
Molecule: messenger RNA, 4063 nt
Organism: Ochotona curzoniae (black-lipped pika)
Lineage: Eukaryota; Metazoa; Chordata; Mammalia; Lagomorpha; Ochotonidae
Gene: CDH1
Product: cadherin 1
Exons: 16
Coding region: 1-2667 (888 amino acids)
Biological process (GO): adherens junction organization; calcium-dependent cell-cell adhesion; cell-cell junction assembly
Cellular component (GO): plasma membrane; adherens junction; catenin complex
Molecular function (GO): cadherin binding; calcium ion binding
Source: RefSeq, a predicted model, not a curated record